This is a messenger RNA of Cornus florida, 2076 nucleotides long. RefSeq names its product laccase-1. Gene Ontology annotation, cellular component: apoplast. The transcript is spliced from 5 exons. Gene Ontology annotation, molecular function: hydroquinone:oxygen oxidoreductase activity; copper ion binding. NCBI's taxonomy places the organism in Eukaryota, Viridiplantae, Streptophyta, Magnoliopsida, Cornales, Cornaceae. Gene Ontology annotation, biological process: lignin catabolic process. The coding region runs from base 1 to 1731 and encodes 576 amino acids. The record is from RefSeq and is a predicted model, not a curated record.
AUGAGGAGUUGCUAUGGUUUGCUAGUAGUGGGACUGCUACUACUUGCCAAUGCUCUACCUUCUUCCUCCUCUUCUUCGCCAGUGACACGGCGUUUUGUCUUCAACGUUGAGUGGAAAAAUGUAACCAGGUUGUGCCAUACAAAGCCACUCCUAACGGUGAAUGGGGAGUUUCCAGGGCCAACCAUUGCUGUUCAUGAAGGUGAUAAUGUUGAGAUUAAGGUCACUAACCGCGUCGCUAGUAACACUACUCUCCAUUGGCAUGGAAUUAGGCAGCUAAGGACAGGAUGGGCUGAUGGUCCUGCUUACAUUACACAAUGCCCCAUCUCAACAGGACAGUCUUACACUUACAGGUUCACUGUGACAGACCAGAGGGGCACACUGUGGUGGCAUGCUCAUCUAUCGUGGCAACGAGCUUCUGUCUAUGGCGCCUUCAUCAUCUACCCUCUCGUGCCCUAUCCGUUCUCGGUUCCAAUUCAAGCUGAAACUUCCAUAAUUUUUGGGGAAUGGUGGAAUGCAGGUAUAGAAGCAGUGGAAAAUGAAAUGAUGAUGUAUGGGGGAGGCCCUAAUUCUUCUGAUGCUUACACCAUUAACGGUUUACCAGGAGCUCUCUAUCCUUGCUCUAACAAAGAUACAUUUACACAGACAGUUGAGCGUGGCAGAACCUACAUGCUUAGAAUCAUCAAUGCAGCACUGAACAAUGAACUCUUCUUCGCGGUGGCCAGCCAUUCUUUGACUGUUGUAGAGAUUGAUGCAGUUUAUGCAAAACCCUUUACUACCAAGGCUAUAAUGGUUUCUCCUGGACAAACCACCAAUGUCUUGCUCACUGCAAAUCAAGUCCCUGACUCCUCCGGCAUGUUUGUAAUGGCUGCAAGGCCUUAUCGAACUUCAGUUUUCCCCUCCGACUUCUCUACUUCGAUUGGUUUCUUAAAAUACAAAGACAUAACUAGGAGCAAAAGAAUUAGACCCUCCACUAAUUCUAUACCUCAAAACCUCCCUCAAAUGGAAGACACCCCCUUUAACACUCAAUUUGAAGCCAAGCUCAAGAGCUUAGCAUCUUCUCAAUACCCUUGUAAUGUGCCCAAAAAGAUUGACAAGAGGGUGAUCACAACUAUAAGCCUAAACCUUCAAGAUUGUCCUGCUAACCGAACUUGCAGGGGCGCGGAUGGCAAGAGGUUCUUUGCUUCAAUGAACAACCAAUCCUUCGUUCACCCUUCCAUGUCGAUAUUGGAAUGCCACUACCGGAACCUCACCACCGGUGUUUACUCCCACGACUUCCCUGAGAAGCCCCCCAAUGCUUUUGAUUACACGGGAGUGGACCCAUUGACUAAAAACAUGAAUGCAGAGUUUGGUACUAAACUUUUAGUGGUGCCUUAUGGCACCAAGUUGGAGAUUGUGCUUCAGGAUACAAGCUUUCUCAAUCCUGAGAACCAUCCAAUCCAUGUUCAUGGCCACAACUUCUUCAUUGUUGGGAGGGGAUUCGGAAACUUUGAUGCUGCCAAGGAUCCGACGCGCUACAAUCUUGUUGAUCCUCCGGAGAGGAACACAGUGGCAGUCCCAACAGGGGGAUGGGCAGCAAUCCGACUCAACGCGGACAAUCCGGGAGUGUGGUUCAUACAUUGCCAUCUUGAGCAGCAUACUUCAUGGGGGCUUGCCAUGGGCUUGAUAGUGAAGAGUGGUCCAGAACCAUCUCAGUGCUUGCUUCCUCCUCCUGAAGAUCUUCCGUCCUGCUGAGCUAGCCUUCAUUAAUUGAAGAGGCCAGUUUGGUUGAAUAGAGGUUGAGAUUUAUGUAGAGAUCAGUAAUUGUGAGUCUAAUCCUUGAGUAACUUCAACUAAAUGAAUAUUUCACUCUACUAAAUUAACAUUGAAAUGAAUUGGUGAACUAUGUGAAGAUUUAGGGGUAUUAUUUAGUAAUGGACUUUCCAUAUUCACACGAUCAUAUCAAUAUCAAAAGUCCAUUGCAUGUAUCUAUAAAUUAAUCAAUAAAUCAGGAGUGACAAAAUUCAACACCAUCAGGUAACUUGUGCAACACAUUUAUUUUGAGCAUGUAACAUUGUAACUUUACACUUUGAAGUUGCG